UUUCGUGGCUGAGUCGGCUAGAAUUGUUACAAAUAGUACAUAAUAUUUUAUUAUUACUAUUUAGUGAAAGUAAUAUUCAAUAACUCUAUAUAUUUAUGGUUUUCCCGUGUUAGUCGUGACUACAAUUAAAGAACAAUAAUGGGUGUUGCAAUAAGCAGAUACUCAGAGAUAUCAUCAAAUGAGCUGCUCGUGAGGUUCUGCUCCCAGGAAGUGAUAUGCGCAAAUGAUCCGUUUUGGAACCAGUUAUUGGCAUUCAAUAUUAAUCCACCUGCCACUGUAGAUGAGCAGUUGAUGUUUGAUUCAAGCGCAGAGACACUCCUGCAGAAAUUUUUACAGAACAACACUCAGACUGGCAAUCUUGGUUCAUUGGUGCAAGUCUUCAUAACUAGAGCCACAGAGCUGCUGGCGUCACCAAACAGUGAUAAUGUAAUGUUGGCAUGGCAAACAUACAACGCCUUAUUUGUAAUACGGGCUGUGAGUAAGUAUUUAGUUGAAAUGGUACCUGAGUAUGAACUGUGUCGACAUCUCGAUACACAGGCCGAGAGGAGAGUUGGUAAUGGACCAGUGGAGAGAGACACGGAAGUAACUACUCCCAACAGUCAAGAGACGGAGCAACCAUCACAGGAACAAAACACAGAACUGCCAAAAAUACUGGGUUCCGACAGUCGGGUCGAGGUGUUGAUUGACGCACUAAUAGGACUGAUAAUAGAUAUACCAGUCACAGACAACACAUAUUACUUACACCUGGAGUGUAUCAACACGCUACUAGUGCUAAUGUCUGUAUAUAUGUUCGCCGGCGUACACGGACAGACAAGACUUGUUGAGACGUCGCUUAUAUUCAGGACCCUCUUCCAAGGUAGAUACGGUAUGCACGCACCCUUGUUGGUGAAGACACUGUUAAUAAAUCUGUCGAGUAUGCUCCCAGCGCCGCCGAGCAUGUUCGGAACCACAGCAGCGGGUGGCAGCUUACUUAUAAAUAUUGCGUCGGGAUUACUCAGUAUGCUGCGUUUCACGUCUUCCACACAGACCAUCUUCACGCAUCCUCCUGUAGAUAGACAUGAAUUGCUGAUCCGUUUGAAACGGGAGCACCCUGUAGCGAAUCAAUCGUGUUUACUGCUGCUCGCGCUCACCUAUCACUGUAUGAAUGAAGAUAAUUUGUACAGGAACGCGUUGUUGUGCUGUGAAGAUACUGCAGAACCCGUAGCAACGACUCCACAAAGGGAUUCCAACACAAGUGUAACACAAGUAACACCGCCGCGAAUCGAUAUGACCGCUCUCCACAAGGCACUGUGUGCGACGGCCGGCUGCGAGCAUUCCACUUUACUACUCUACCUGAUGCUGCAGUCGUGUAACGGGUACAAGAGGCAUGUAGCCAGCGAUCCACAUAUUGAAAACUUGAUAGUGCCAAUUCUACAAGUAUUGUACAACACGCCGGAUAGCAACUCUCACCAUAUAUACAUGUCCCUGAUCGUACUACUCAUCCUGACAGAAGACGAUGCACUCAUCAAGAGUGUACAUCAAAUUAUGCUAAAGAACCUAGCUUGGUACACAGAGCGGUCGAUAUCAGAGAUAUCUCUAGGGGGUCUUAUAGUGCUGGUAAUAGUCCGCGCACUGCAGUACAACAUGGCGCGAGUGAGGGACAAGUAUCUGCACACCAACUGUCUUGCGGCCAUCGCCAACAUGAGCUGUGAAUUCAGAAAUCUUCAUCCGUACGUUGCUCAGCGUUUAAUAUCAUUAUUUGAAACCCUAACGAAGCGAAGAGCGAGACUCUGCACUGAAAUAGAAGGCGGUGACAUUAAUACACUAGAUUUACCACAUCAUGCAGAAGAGAAGACAGAGGAAAUUAUGGAGCACUUAAGCGUGUUGGACGAAGUACUACGCAUGCUUCUCGAGAUCAUCAAUUCCUGUCUCACACACCAGCUGGUGAAUAACUUGAACAUGGUGUACGCACUGCUACAUAAGAAACAGCUGUUCCAAAUGCACCACAGUCACCACAUAACGCAGAAUAUAGAGAUGGUAAUAGGUUAUUUCUCUACGCGCCUGCAGCGUGUGCAAGAAGGUGCCGGCGGAGACCUAGGUGUCACGGAGGUGCUGGCCUGCAUCAAGAAGGGUGCAGAGCAGUGGUCCAGUGAUAGGCUAAAGAAAUUCCCCGACCUAAAGUUCCGAUACGUGGAAGAGGAGAAGCCUGAAGAAUUCUUCACGCCCUACGUCUGGGGGCUGAUCAGUAGCUGCGGAGGAGUGUACUGGGCGAGUGAAUGUGGAGCGCGGGCAGUCGGUGACCUCCUCGCUUGCUGAUCCCAUAUAUGUGCAAUAUUUUGUUGUAUUUAACAAACUCGAUAAAUGAAUGUGACAAAGUCACAAAAAAUGACGUUGACGCAGUGGCGUAGUGGGGGUACAAAGGGCCUCAGGGGCAGCGCCGUUCAAGGCCCGUGACAAAUUCAACGGAAGUUUGUUGCUUACAAUGUAAAUAUCUAAAAAUAGACAAGGGAGACCUAGUCUUUUUUUACAAAAUGAAAUUUUAAUAUAUUUUUUUACUUGUACAUGCAAUUAAGUAGGUAACUUAAAUAAAUUAAAAACAAAACUUUUUUACCAUAUGUGUAAUAAUAAAUAUUGGGUUGUGAUUUUGGUCUGACCGGGGGUCGCUUCCGACUGGAGGCCCGUGGCAUUUUGCCGACUUCCCACUCUGUAGUUCCGCCACUGCUCGGGGAUACCAAAGGCGCUGACAAGCAAAAAUCUUAUUUAAAUAUUUUUUCUUUCUUAUUAAUAAAAUAAUAUUGAAAUUCAUUUAAAUAUAACUCCUUCAAUAAUAAGUAAUGAAAUAAAUGUAUAAAUCAAUAAAGAAAUAGGUGGGGUGUUGAAAUUCCGAUUGUGGACCAAGGGGAUAGAGGAGGUGGGGGCAGGGGGGCAAAACAACGCUACGUCACUGCGAUAACGCGACUGCAAUUAAAAAAGGGCAGUACAUCUCCGGUUAUAUGUUUCACCAAAGAUGACCGAAUGACAUUACCCUUUUUUUUUAUUGAUAUUUGGGUAAAGGGACCAUAAUUUUUGUCACAUAAAUUUCUUUUUUAUUAUCUCCCGUUGUUGUCACAUCUGGUCUGGUCACGUUUGUGAUACUCAUAUCUCUCUAUUGUGUGGCGUCACAUAUUACGCGCGGCGGUGGUCUACCGGUUUAACCUUACCUAUGAUGGUCGCGGGUUCGAUUCAUCGCAC
Molecule: messenger RNA, 3210 nt
Organism: Achroia grisella
Lineage: Eukaryota; Metazoa; Arthropoda; Insecta; Lepidoptera; Pyralidae
Product: dymeclin
Exons: 17
Coding region: 139-2295 (718 amino acids)
Biological process (GO): Golgi organization
Cellular component (GO): Golgi apparatus
Source: RefSeq, a predicted model, not a curated record